AUGGACUCUCCAACAAGUUGGACUGUGGCUGCGGGUUGCUGUUGGAUCAACUUUUUUUACUUCGCCAUCUUUCGAUCUGCGGCCAUUGUUUAUGUGUCCAUUCUAACUUCGCUCGACACGUCCAGGGCAGAAGCAGCAUGGCCGAUCACGGUGAUGAGUGUUGUUUGCUGUUUUCCGCUUACAGGGCCAGUGGUGGGGUGGCUGGCGAGUCGCAUCGCAGUGUGGAAACUGACCGUCUCCGCGUGCCUGGUGGGAUCCCUGGCCGUCUCUGCUUGCUUCUUGGCCAACGGGAUCUGGUUCCUCAUCGUGUCCAUAGGAAUCGUCCACGGUGUCAGCAUGGCCUUCACUAUGCUUUGCAACACAGUCAUCAGAGCCCACUUCACCCGUAACAGAGCGCUUGCCUGUGGCAUAAACUACGCAGGACAGACCCUUUCGGGCCUAGUCUUUCCGCCACUGGUACAGUUCUUCCUUGAGAAAUACGGCCAAAAAGGAAUGUUCUUGGUGACCGGAGCCUUGAUGCUGAACUCCACUGCGGGAGCACUGUUGCACCUCCUUCCACCGGAAACGCCCGGCAAGCCCGCAUCAAUCUUCGAUGAUGGCAAGAAGCUUGAGAUGCCUCUCGAUAUAACGUGUUCAGAUAAAAUCGGUCUUCAAGACUGCACUGCUGAUCCCACGGGAUGUGCGUUGUCCGCCGAAGACAAAGGUUUAUUGACACAAGAUGAUGGUUCUGACAAAAGCGAAACAGUCCAGGGGGUACGGGAUCAUCUAAGCCUUCAGCAGGCUAUGUUGUCAGAGUCACAAAACAUGGAAGAUCCGCAAAAUAAGAAGCAAAAAGAAUGUUACAACAAGAAGUGUGUGAGUUCAUACAAUCGGCAUGAUGAUGUGCGCGAUGUACACGACGAGACGGCUACCUACAGUGUAAAGACUUUCAGCAAUCGAAGCAAGAUCACCUCGCCAUCGUAUCUCAGGCGUCCUCAGUUCUACAUCGUCGCUCUAACGUGUUCGGUCAUCGUUUUUAACAUGUCCACGUACUCGGCCGUCAUUGUUGACUUUGCAACCGACCGAAAGAUCUCCAAAUGGAAUGCCGUCUUGCUUAUCACAAUCUACGCGAUCUCCGACUUGGUGUCCAGGAUGGGGUCAGGUUCCAUCACAGACAAGGGAUUCCUCAAGAAGAGCUCGAUGAUGGCUGGCAAUCUUCUUCUCUGGGCAAUUUCUCUGUGUGCAAUGCCUUUCUGCUACUCGUUUUACCUUCAUGCCAUUCAAGCGGUCAUCUUUGGGUUGUGCAGCGGCGCUACUUUUAUUCUGAUGCCAGUCUUGCUCAUGGAGCUUGUGAACGCCAACAAGUUCAACGAGUGUUUAGGAUUUGCGACUUUGAUCGCAGGAAUACCACUUCUUCCGAGGCCACUUCUGAUUGGCUACUUCAGGGACAGUCUAGGAGACUACCAAGGAUUAUUCGUACUCAUGGGUGUGGUCACUGCGCUUAGUGCCUUCAGCUGCCUAUUUCUGCGAGAGAAUCAUGGAGAGAGAACGAAUCUUUUUUACGAAAAGAUUCGCGCGUAUUGUGACGGAAAAAGCGUCACAAGUGUCACAAAAACAAGUACCUAG
This is a messenger RNA of Ixodes scapularis (black-legged tick), 1605 nucleotides long. RefSeq lists its product as uncharacterized. Gene Ontology annotation, molecular function: monocarboxylic acid transmembrane transporter activity. NCBI's taxonomy places the organism in Eukaryota, Metazoa, Arthropoda, Arachnida, Ixodida, Ixodidae. The coding region runs from base 1 to 1605 and encodes 534 amino acids. The record is from RefSeq and is a predicted model, not a curated record. The transcript is spliced from 4 exons. Gene Ontology annotation, biological process: transmembrane transport.